AUGUUGUUGGCAUCAAGCCUAGCAGUAACAUUAAUAAGCAUUAGUUCGCAGUUAGCGGAAGCUAAUAUCGCACCCGGCGCAAAUGCGGCGCCUUUCUCAGCGCUGUGCAGGCUGAUGCAAAUACAAUCAACCGGCGCGCCAGCGGACGAACACCCAGGGGACAUAGCUGCACUAAUCGCCGAGCUUGAAGCCAUAAACAUGAGUCUUAGCGGUCCGAAGUGGCAGACAAAAUUUGUGAAAGCAGAGGAAAGCCAAGUAAACUGGGACGACGGCGAAAACAAGGACAGGGACAAACACCCUCACUGGAAGAACGAAUGGUCUAGCUGGGCAGCCGCUAGGCAAGCCAUAAAAAAAGGCACUGCGGUAGCACAGAAACUCGAACAAAACAGCUUCUCCAAGAUACAAGGCUUGCACAGAGAAAUUGCAAGACUGAAAAUAGAGCAAGCCCUGCAAAAAACAAAAAAACUACAAGAAUCGGCGGCGGCAGCCGCGACAACGCUGACAGAAGCAACCAAGACCGAAGUCGACAAGGACCUUAACCAAGCAAUCUACGGUGAUGACAGCGGACUGGGAGGCUUCGGGACGAACGGCGCUAACCACGCACAAUACAAAGCCGUAACACAAUGCGACAGCGACGGCAUUGCACAAAGCAAGGCGACAGUAGCCUACGCAAUGAUGUGCCUUUGUUUGGAAGCCGGUGGGGCCACAGGCGCAAAACCAUGCGAAGCCAGCACCAAAACAGGCAACUGGAACGGCGCCGACACCGACUUAGCAGCUGAGUUCCAAAAAGUCAAAAAACUGUGCCACACCACAAAAAAAGCAACAGUGAGCGCAGACAGCAUCAGAAGUGCACUUGACCAUGUGCACAGCCUCAUCAAAAUAGUAAGCAACGCGGGAUAUCUCGGUCAUUAUGAAAACACCGGCUGCACAGGGACCAGCAAUCAGGGGCUUUGUGUGAGAUACGCGACGAAACUAACCGAUACAGCAGACGACUUUCAUUCCUUACAUUUCGUACAAAAAAUGGAGGAAGCAGCAAAGAAACUCCAACAACGGCAAGCAGCGCUAGACACGGUCCGAACAGCCCACAGAGCAGUAGGAGCAGAGCUCGCAGCGGCGUGGCUUUUGGCAAAGGAACAACAAGUUAAAGAGCAGCAGAGCCAAGUAGCGGCUUCAUCACCAUCACACCCCAGCAAACCAGCAACGGAGGCAGUGGAAGUGCAGAAAAAAGAAUGCGAAGCAAUUGAAAAAGAUACCGAUUGCGACUCCAAGCCUUAUUGUACUUACCAAAAAGACAGCGCCGACGAUAAGAAGUGCAAAUUUAAUGCUACCAAAGCUGAAAAAAGUGGUGUCCCUGUAACACCAACUCAAACUGGAGGAACCGAAAAUGGAAAAACUGACUCAGAUAGGUGCACAAAACACACUAAAAAAGAAGAAUGCGAGGCAGAAAACAAAAAUGUCAAAGCAGGUGAGAAAGCAGUUUGUGGUUGGAUUGAAGAAAAAUGUAAAGAUUCAAGUUUUGAUUUGAAUAAGAAAUUCACUCUUAUGGUUUCUGCAUUUGUGGCCUUGCUUUUUUAA
Trypanosoma brucei brucei TREU927 is the source of this 1575-nucleotide messenger RNA. It is a transcript of the gene Tb927.3.440, whose product is annotated as variant surface glycoprotein (VSG), putative. The transcript has a single exon. Bases 1 to 1575 code for a protein of 524 amino acids. The record is from RefSeq and is a predicted model, not a curated record. NCBI's taxonomy places the organism in Eukaryota, Euglenozoa, Kinetoplastea, Trypanosomatida, Trypanosomatidae.